Cladocopium goreaui is the source of this 5796-nucleotide messenger RNA. The record is from the annotation of a GenBank genome assembly. NCBI's taxonomy places the organism in Eukaryota, Dinophyceae, Suessiales, Symbiodiniaceae.
AUGGCAGGUGAUCACUUCGAGCUUCCCCCACGUCCUCUUCGAGAGCUGUGCGUUUGCGACCUCAGUCAGGAGGUGGACGAUUUGAUGCUGCGCUUUUGGCCUGGUGUCCACAGGUGCACAAUGGCUUGGUGCUCGGACAAUUCGGAUGCCUUUUCACGAACACGCAUUCAGAUGGGCACUUCAAUGUGGGCCCCAGUGCGAUGUAUGGGUGCCCACAUUGCAGCAUGUCCGAGCCAUCAAACCCACAGGACGCAUAUGCUGAAGACUCGCUUCAUCGUUGCAUUGUGGGGCACUUUUGGCUUGGAGCUCGAUCUCAACAAGCUGUCGAAACAGGAGCUCAGGGAGAUGAAGGACCUGGUGUCCUUGCGGCAAAAGCUUUCCAAGGUGGUGCUGCAUGGAGAGUACUUCCGCUUGCCAGGCUUCGGAUAUCCUGGUGCUUCGCAUUCCAAUUCAGCCGGCAUUGGUGACUCCCACGUGUAUGCCUGGAUGUUUGUCACUCCUGAACAGGACAGAGCCGUGGUCAGUGCCAUUGUCUUUCACAGAGAUACUGUUGGAAAAUUCCCUUCCCGCUUGAAGUUGAGAGGCUUGAGGCCAGAGUACCACUAUGUGCUCACAGAGCACGUUCCCACGAUGGUUGAGGAAGGUGUCUUCAACGGUGUAUUUCAGCCAGGUGGUCCGCAAUUCAAGCAUCGCAGGCGGUUGACGUUGACGGGAGCCGUCUUGAUGGAGGUGGGCAUCCCUGUUCACUUCAACUUCGACGGAGAUGCUAUGCUGUUGGAGUUGCAGGCCAAAUUGCAGGGUAGCCGUCAAAAGGUGCACUGCGGAUUCUUUGGGCUCAAAGGUGUCAGGAUGGCGGAAGGGGAGACGGUUGAUAUUCCCCAGGAGCCGUUCGAGACCGAAGAGGAGCUCGCCGCUGGCGAGGCGGCUGAUGCUGAAGCUCCUCCUGGGGAGGAUGGUGGGGAGGAAGCAGCAGCUGAAGCGGUGGCUGAAGAAGAAUAUUGCAUUUGGCCUCGAAUGCCAGAACAACCACCAGAGCCUCCUCAGCUGACUGAGACGGAGAUCUUAGUGCCCUGGGCCUUUGAAGCUUUAGCCAUGGCGACCGCGGCAACAAUCCAGUCAACACCACCGCCGUUGCGUUUGGUGAUGAAAAGCUACGACAAACUCUCACAGAUAUCCAUGAAAGUUACCUGGAUCGAUGAGGAGAAUGAGGAGCAAAGUUGGAACUCCUGGGAGGAUGCCUUGUGCGGUCGCUGUGGUGCCACCAAAAUUCUGCCUGCCGAGAGCAAAAACAUCGAGGUGCGGUUUCGAGUACAGCCAGGAGGCCGCAAGGUCCAAGCUGUAGAUCGAAAGAAUCGUUGUGCCUGGACAAAAUUGGGGGAGGAGGUCAUACGCUUGCGGUGUCCAGAGGGAGAUCAAACGAAAGGUGUUGACGCUUGGUUUGAGCUGCGGGGACCUAUAACUCACUGCCAUGUUUGGCAGGCUUGGAACGCUUGCAAUCGUGGGGUUCCAGACUCGUGGGAGCAUUGGCCAGACUUUCCCGCAGAGCGUGCUGCCCCUUUGCCCGCUACCUUACAGGCGGCGGAUGCUGUAGCCCCGUGGUCAGGUAGCCAAGAGGCUUCCCCCAAAGGCCAAGAGUACACAGCACGUGUCACCGGAGCUAUGUCCAGGUUGGUGGCAGCGGCAGAAGUCCUGCUGGCAGUGCGGCGACGCAGCUUGAGGACUCUGGAAGAGCUGGACAACCAGCUCACCAAGCAGUGGUUCCGAGUGAAUUCUGGGAACACCGUGGCUGCUGGUUUGGCGGUCGCUUCCUUCGGAUCGCUGUUUGUAGCGCCGCCUGUGGGCCUCGCGCUUGGUGCCACAAGUGCUGCAGCUGGGGUCAGCAGUACCACUGGUGACGCUGUGGCCGAUGCAGACAAGGGCCGCAACCUGUCGAAGCUGAUGGAAGUGGACGUCACCGAGCAGUUGGCCUUUGAAACCGUUGAGUCCGAGCUCCGCUUUGCCCUCGCCAAAGCUGCAGCGCGGCAGCGGAUCAGCUGUGGCAGUCGAGCUGCGGGCACUGCCAUGGCGGCUGCACAGACAGCGAACCUAGUCUUGCUGCGCUCGGCCAAGUACAUCACCCUCAGCCAGGCAGGUCUCGAAAGCGUCGCAUUGGCUGGUCGAGUCCUGGGUGGCCUCGGUGCUGGCAUUGCCGUGGGCGUUGCAGCGCAUGGCUGGUCAACCACCAAACCCAUGCAGAAGCUUGUGCAAGAAAAAAUCGCAGAGGUGGAGCGGUCUUUGGAGUACCUGGAAGGCCUUCGGCAGCAGAUGUCUGGUGCUCUCCGCUGUCCGGUUUGUGGAGAAGCCCUUGGCUUUGGAGCCAACGAACUGCGCCGCUGCUCACGCUUUCAUUGCUUCCAUGCAAAGUGUGUGGACCAGGGGGGGUGCCCUGAAUGUGACGAACCCAUGGCACACGUGAAAUCCUCCGAGCAGUUGGGUGCCUUGCUGUGGCUCGCUGGACUCCGCGACUUCUGCGCCUUGACGUUGGACUCGUUGGCCCCGCAGCUGACCCACGCGCGCGCCUUGGUGCAGCGGCUCACUGCCUCCGAGGAUGUUGGACAGAUGAUGAGGUCUCCAGUCGAGGAUGUGGAAGCCUCCGACAGUCCAAAAAGUGUGGGAAGUCCAAAGAGAAGUGACCAGGCACCCGAAGAAGUGGCAGAAGCCCAUGAAGCCUGGCAGCUAGCAAUGGAAGAAGCUCAAGAGGGCAACGAAAGCUUGGGCAAAGUGGCAGUAGAGCGACUUCUUUUAGGUCACGGGGGAAUGCCGUUGAAGUACCGUCAUCGCAUGUGGCCACAGCUGCUCCGCAUCACUUCAUCAGCUGAGUUUGAGAAGCUGCUGGAUGUGCAAUUGCCUAACAAGGUGAAAGAGCAAAUAGAUGCAGACGUACCCCGGACAAGGAACAGCCUUGUUGUUGGUCGUCACACAGAGCUUCGGCGAGUGCUGCAUGCUUUAGGAGCUCACCGGCCAGAAAUUGGCUAUGCCCAGGGUAUGAACCAGUUGGCUGCUGUCUUUUUGAAGCUGGGCUUCGAAGAGGAAGCUGCCUUUUCCAUGAUGGAUGCCAUCAUGAAGGAUUUGUUGCCUGGAUGUCAUUAUCCCGACUUGCAUGGUCUUUUUCGAGAUACCGGGGUGGCAGACAUCCUCAUCCAGAGUUUUUUGCCUCGUCAUGCCAUGCUCUUUGAGAAGACUGGAAUCCAGGUGCUCUGGUUCACAGUGGACUACUUUUUAACCCUUGGCUCCAACACCACUUCGUUGCCAUUCAUCGCCUGCCUCUGGGAUCUUUGCUUCUUGUGGGGCCCUCGUGCGCUCUUCAGUGGUUUCCUAGCAAUGCUGGAUCUCUACUUUGAGCUGCCAAGAAGUGACAAGGAGCCGAAGGGAGAGUCCGAAGAUGAUGAAUCAGAAUGGCUCAUGAAGAAGUUCAAGGUUGCCCUUGCCGAGGCAUCUCCUGAUGGUUUUGCCGCUCGAACUGCGGAGUUCUUGCACGAACGCCAGGGUGGCAUCUCUGAUGAGCUCAUUGCGACGCUUCGAGCUUCCGCCAAGAACUAUCUCUCCAUUGACUUGCACGAUGAGGUGGAGGAGUCUGAUGACGUUCCAUUUUCAGGAAUGAAGUUGAAACCCUACACUCAUCUCAAGAAGUCGGAGGUGUUGGAGCAAGUGAAAAAGAUGUGCUUUGCUUCGGACUACCACCCACAACAGAAGGACUUUGAGAAAUAUCCUUUGGAAGACAUUCUCCUGAUCUUUGAGCCGUCGAGAGCCUAUGGCGAGAAGAUUGUAUGGUGCACUACGGAAGAUGCGUAUAACAGGGAGAUGGAGCGCUUGAACGCACGUCGGCAGGCCGUACUGGACGAGUUCGAUCGUGAAAACCGGGGAGAAGCGGCUGAAGAAGAGGCUAUGCAGGAUGAACCAGAUGAAAACAUCGUGGUGCGCGAUGUGCCGAAGGAGUGUCGUGAGUGGAAGUCAGAGACAGCAGAGGCCACUCAUGAGGAGGUGCAGAACUUCACCGUGCAGAAUAGUCGGCCACUUCUUCAGAUCAUGAUCACCAGGACACGUGGGCAGUUUGGGAAGUCCACCAAGCUCAGCGACUCUGGUGAGAAUAUCAACAACUGCCGCCCUCAGAAGGACCACAAUUUCGCACCGCCCAAGAGGGAGCUGGAGAUUGGCAUUCAGGCGGUCAAGGAGACUCGGACGUGCUCUUGUCAGACUACCUGGUUCCGACCAAUCAACAAAUCCACACAGUACACGCCAAGUGAUUUCUUGCAGCGUGGUGCAGAUUUGGGCUACGACAAGGUAGAUGAGCUUUCUGCCUUCCUUUCAAAUGUCAGUGUGGGUGUUGAGGAAGCUCUGCAAACCAACGAAACGGUGGACAUCUUUCAGGAGGAGUUUGCCCAUUUGGGUGAAGAAGAAGCUGGUGCUAUCACCAAGACGCACUCCAAGCUGAAGGAGCAUCCGAACUUCCACGAUGUGACGUACACAAAGGGCAAGCGGAUUGAGUGGGUGGAGUGGGUUCCCAACUCUUCGGACAUGGUGGUGUCCUCCUGCUGCGAGAACAUGCCCUUCACAGAGCGGCUUGAGAACUCGGGCAAGGCGACAGUCAGUACGGUCCUUGUUUGGUCCUUUGCAGACUCACUGUCACCACAUGCUGUCCUUGAGUCUCCGUGGGAGGUGACAGUUUUCAAGUUUUACCCCAGCGAUCCCACGUAUCUCAUUGGUGGUCUUGGCAAUGGCCAAAUAGCUGUGUGGAAACUCUCUCCAACUGACCUUGGCUUGACCACCGGGAAGUCCCAGUCUUCACGGCCUGGCCUGGAGGAGGAGAAGCACUCAACAAUUCCAACAGUGGUGCAUAGGCAGAUCUCCAUGAUCGACGAAUCGCACCGAAAAGCUGUUGUCGCUAUCGAGUUCAUGCCCGCCACCUUGGAGAUUGAGCGUCGUGGACGGGGCGCUAGUGAGAAGAAUCCUCAUGAUGCACCGAUAAAGUACUUCCUUACUGUAGCUGGUGAUGGACAGGUCAUGAUUUGGGACUUUCAGGCCAUGCUGGAUGCCAUUAACGACAAUGACUUCCUCUGGAGACCUGUUGUCCGCGUCCAACUUCAGCGGCAGGAUAGCGGCACGGAGAUGGGCCUGUGUCACAUUCUCCACUGCCAUGACCGCUUCGAUGAAAAGGGCACAAAGUUGCUCACUAACUUUUACGCCAGCACAGAAGAGGGCGAGCUUAUCCUUGGAGAUUGGGCUGCUCGUGGCGAAGAGGACCGAAAAGCGGAUGUUGUCAAAAAGAUGUACAGUAGUUGCAAGACGUUCCGGCCCAUGCUAUCUUUGGAGCGCUCACCGUUUUUCCCGGACAUCCUGCUCGGUGUCACGGACUGGGCCUUUUACCUGUUCAAGGAUGGCCUUAGCGAGCAUCUCUUCAUGUCUUCCUACACCUCGACCUACUACACUCGAGGUGUUUGGAGUCCCACAAGACCGUCAGUGAUCUUCUUGGGCCUGGUCAGCGGAGGGAUAGACAUUUGGGACUUCAGCGAUCAGUCGCACAAGGCGUCACUUUCUGAUACUGGUGCUUCUGUGGCCAUCACGUCCAUGAUGUUUUGCUAUCACGGCGAAAUCAGGGAAGGCCAAAAGCUAGCCGUUGGUGAUGCGCAAGGACACUUGCACAUCCAAAACAUCCCAAAGAAUUUGAUAAAGCCUGGUGGCAGAGAAAAAGAAAAUAUGAGGAAGUUCUUGGAUCGAGAAGAAAAACGCUUCAGCCCCAGAUUCGCUCAAUUUUGGUGA